UUAGGGUAUAUAUAUCAAUCAUCAUCAACAGCGGCGGCGGGGAAGACAUCAUGGCGCGGCUGACGGUGGAGCAGGCGGCGCGGGACGCCGGCAGCGGGGCCACGGCGCUCGACCUCUCCCACCGCACCUUCUCCGACGUGUCGUGCCUGGGAAGCUUCAAGAGCCUGGAGCGCCUUGACCUCGGCUACAACUGCCUCGUCACCCUCGAGGGUUUGUCUUCCUGUGUCAAUCUGAAGUGGCUUUCGGUUAUCGAAAACAAGCUUGUGAGCUUAAAAGGCGUUGAAGGCCUCACAAAGCUGCAGGUUCUUAAUGCUGGCAAGAAUAAACUUACAAAAAUCGAUGAGGUCAAAUCUUUGACGACCCUGGGAGCGUUGAUUCUGAAUGAUAACAACAUUUCUGCAAUCUGCAAGCUUGAUCGCCAUCAUCAAUUGAAUACUCUUGUUCUCUCUAAGAAUCCAGUUGGUACUAUUGGUGAUUCUUUGGUCAAUGCGAAAUCUUUGAAAAAGCUAUCCAUGUCUCACUGUCAAAUAGAAGAUAUUGGAUCUUCUCUUGUUGCAUGUGUGGAAUUGAAGGAACUUAGGCUUGCUCACAACAAGAUCAGUAAGAUUCCAUCUGACUUGGCCAAAAAUGUCAAAAUCUUGAACCUUGAUUUGGGAAAUAACUUAAUUGAGAGGGUAUCAGAUUUGAAGGCCCUUGCAGAACUACGCUUCUUGAGGAACCUAAAUUUGCAGGGAAAUCCUAUUGCUGAGAAAGACAGCCUAGUCAAAAAGGUUAUGAAAACUGUACCUACUUUGCGCAUAUUCAACGCAAAGCCCAUAGAAGCCAGCUCCCAGACUGAUAACUCUAGGAAAGAGAGUAUGCAGAACAAGGAUGAGGGUAUGCCUGAUCAUGAUACCAUUGAGCCUAAUACAAAAAGGAAGGAUAAAACAAAACAGUCAAAACAAUUGAAGGGCUCUGAAGAACCUACAGCCCAAAAUACUCGCCCAGAUGUCACCAUUGCUUCCCCAAUCAAAUCUGGACAAUUAGAUGGUAAGAAAAAGAAAAAAGAUAAGGUAGUCAUGGACAUGGAGCAGGGCAAGAGCAGCAAACUGAAAAGCAAGGACGAUACACCCUCUCUCGAUGAUGCUGACAGAAAGGCCAAGGAAGUCAAGAGGAAGAAAUCUGCCGUCAAAGAAGAUAAAGACAUGGAUGGAAUCGAUGACACUGAAGUUUCGUUUGCAGAGUUGAUGUUUUCGAGAGAGGCCGGCGGUCCAGAGCCAGAGUUUAAGGACAAAAUCCAGGGAACUGCUCAGGAUAGGAAAUUUGUCGGAGGCCUGGUAAUCGAUCACACCAAGAAGAGGAAGAAGUCCAAAGGCACAGUUCUUGACGCUUCGGAUCUCAAGCUGUUAUGCUCUGUGCCUGAGGUCGGUGCGGGUGGACUGUCAGGAUGGGAUUAGCAGUGCGUAGUGACUGGUGAGCUUGAUAAAUGGUGAUGCUUGGUUGCUAGAAUUAUGUUGUAGGCUCUUGUUUCUUUCAACAGUUUUUGGCACCUGAGAUAUUGUUGUAACCUGACUUGAAAAUGUUAUUUGUUAAUUUUUGUGAAACCUGAGAUGACGAACUGCUUCCUUGA
Molecule: messenger RNA, 1609 nt
Organism: Brachypodium distachyon (stiff brome)
Lineage: Eukaryota; Viridiplantae; Streptophyta; Magnoliopsida; Poales; Poaceae
Product: protein phosphatase 1 regulatory subunit SDS22
Exons: 10
Coding region: 51-1436 (461 amino acids)
Molecular function (GO): protein binding
Source: RefSeq, a predicted model, not a curated record